This is a messenger RNA of Cylas formicarius (sweet potato weevil), 1461 nucleotides long. Its product is annotated as protein phosphatase methylesterase 1. The record is from RefSeq and is a predicted model, not a curated record. The transcript has 8 exons. Gene Ontology annotation, molecular function: protein methylesterase activity. Bases 152 to 1348 code for a protein of 398 amino acids. NCBI's taxonomy places the organism in Eukaryota, Metazoa, Arthropoda, Insecta, Coleoptera, Brentidae. Gene Ontology annotation, biological process: protein demethylation.
CCCAGAUAUAAUGUUGCUAAGCGAUUGUUGACAAAUAUGUCAGAUUUUUUAGUUUAGACAUUAAAAUCAAAAUUUUCGGUAUUUAAAAUUUUUAGUCGUUUAAACUUUUUCAAUUUUCCAAAUUUAUCGUGGAAUCACUCAGCGACGGAACAUGUCUACCAUGAGAAAAUCAAUUUUAGAUUCGCAUUACAAAAGAUCACUGGGAGCGAACAUGAACGCAGCGAAAUCGAAUUUCGCUCCAAUCAAAUGGACCGAUUAUUUCGAUAGUGAAGAAUACAUUGAAACAUCAACAUGCAAACACCAUAUUUAUAGCAAAGGAAAUCAGGGCCCCAUAAUAUUCUGUCUCCAUGGUGGUGGUUAUAACGGACUAACAUGGGCCCUUUUUGCGAAGGAAAUAUUUCAAAACAUUGAAUGCCAGAUAAAGGCUCUGGAUUUUAGAGGACAUGGAAAUACCCAAACUGACAACGACAGCGACUUGUCUUUAGAGACUCUCACGAAGGACGUGGUUGAGGUAGCAAAUAAAUUAUGCGAAAGGGAAAACUCAACUUUAGUUCUGGUCGGGCACAGUAUGGGAGGUGCUAUUGCAGUUAAUGCAUCCUAUCAAAUAGAACAUUUAGUUGGACUUUGUGUUAUUGAUGUUGUUGAGGGCACUGCACUAGACGCUUUAUCCUCAAUGCAAAGUAUUUUAAGAGGCCGACCCUCCUAUUUCAGAAGUAUCCCACACGCAAUUCAGUGGUGUUACAAAGGCGGCCAGUGUCACAAUAUUGAAGCAGCUAAAGUGUCCAUGCCGGGACAAAUAAUAAAUAUGAAAACUGGCAAACUGGCAUGUGAUGAGUGGGACUCGUUCAACAAACAGGAAGCUGUCAAUUUAAUCCCGGGUUAUUCACAUGAAGUAAAGGCAUCUGAAUUCACUAUAAUAGAAGAUGAAGAAGAUCAUGCAGAAAUUGAAUACAAAAUAAUUGCUAAACCUCCCAUUCUGAGAAAGGAUUUUAAACUUCCCAAUUCGGUUGCAGAAGCCGAUGGACCGAAGUACACUUGGAGAAUAGACUUAAGCAAGACUGAACCAUUCUGGCAACAUUGGUUCCAAGGGUUGUCCGAACGAUUUCUGGGAACCAAAGUACCGAAAGUGUUAAUUUUGGCGAAUAUUUUUGGACUCGACACAAAACUUACAGUGGGUCAAAUGCAAGGGAAAUUUCAACUGCAAGUGCUGACAAAAACGGGACACGCGGUACACGAAGAUCAGCCGCAUCAAGUCGCUGAAAUUCUCACUAUAUAUUUAGUAAAACAGAAAUGCGUGGAACUGAAAGAAGGCUUCACAAUGCCCCUGCAUCCAAACGCCUGCUGCUGAAAAGUGAUUUUAAUUUGGAAAUAACGUUUACAAAAGUAUAUAAUUUAUUUGGUUUGUAUAGAAACCUCCCGAUACUUACGACAGAAAUGUAUAUGCAAAUAAAAAGUAUUUUG